This is a messenger RNA of Arabidopsis lyrata subsp. lyrata, 1434 nucleotides long. Its product is annotated as ethylene-responsive transcription factor RAP2-1. The coding region runs from base 286 to 777 and encodes 163 amino acids. The transcript has 2 exons. Gene Ontology annotation, molecular function: DNA binding; DNA-binding transcription factor activity. Gene Ontology annotation, biological process: regulation of DNA-templated transcription. NCBI's taxonomy places the organism in Eukaryota, Viridiplantae, Streptophyta, Magnoliopsida, Brassicales, Brassicaceae. The record is from RefSeq and is a predicted model, not a curated record.
AUCAUUUUAAAGAGUUCUUGAUUUCUUUAAAAUUAGGUUUUCGUGACUUUUUGUAAUUUUUGUUUGUUAUCUCAAACACUUGAUCUCGAUCAAUUUCAGUCGGUCUCCUAACCCUCCAUGCAUGACAAAUUCAGUGAUAAAUUUAGUAAAGAGAUAACAAAUGAGACGUACGAGGUUACUUGGCAAUUUCUACAAAACCAAUAUUUAUGUCGGCCAUAGUUAAUAUUUAAUAUUGUCACCGUACUUUAUAAACUUCCACUGCCCCCAAAAGUUUGUCUUUUAUCAAUGGAAAGAGAACAAGAAGAGUCUACGAUGCGAAAGAGAAGGCAGCCACCUCAAGAAGAAAUGGCUAGCCACGUGGCUACAAGGAAGCCGUACAGAGGGAUACGGAGGAGGAAGUGGGGCAAGUGGGUGGCUGAGAUUCGUGAGCCUAACAAACGUUCACGUCUUUGGCUCGGCUCAUACACAACCGAUGUCGCCGCCGCUAGAGCCUACGACGUCGCCGUCUUCUACCUCCGUGGUCCCUCCGCGCGCCUCAACUUCCCCGAUCUUCUCUUACAAGAGGAGGACCACCGAUUGGCCGCCGCCACCGCGGACAUGCCCGCAGCUCUUAUACGGGAAAAGGCGGCGGAAGUCGGUGCUAGAGUCGACGCUCUCCUUGCAUCCGCCGCUCCUUCGACGGCUGACUCCUCUCCGCCGGGCUCAAGAAUCUCCCGAGCCGGUGAUCAUGGUUGUGAGAGUACUAUGCCAAUCUGGAUCUUGCCGUUGGUGAAGUAGACGUCCUGCAACUUCCGACCAUAUCAUGGAAGAGAAGGGACACGCAAAAACAGGUGAUCACGGUUGUUCAUGUCCCCAGCUUCGCAUACGCAUCCCUGUUGCAAGUCGAUCACACACUGCUAACCAAGUGAUGAACCCACAUCGAGGUAUACCUUGUUUGAACCAAACUACUUUACUCCAAUCUUUUUGAGGAGAAUGGCUUCUAAGUUGAUCCCACUUAUGUUUUGGUUGAGAAAAUAUGUUUGUAAUCAUCUUGGCUAAGCCUCCAUGCCUCCAUAAAUAAAUAUCCGGACCAUUGGAUGAAGUGGGUAGGGGCUGAGCGCGUAGCUGCUCAGUGAUCGGAACCGUGUGCGCUACUCUCGUCCUCCGCACCCUCCAGCCAUGUUGGCCUAAAGCUUCUUUAACUGUAGCCGUAAUUGAGAUCCCUAGGAAUCUCGGCCCUGCUUCAUCCGUGAGGUCUAUGAGCCUCCCCAUAGGGAGCCAGUGAUCCAGCCAAAAUGAAACGGAGACACCAUCAUUCACCUCUGCCCGUAGAAAUGUUCGUAUUUCAUCUCUUAGCUUUAGUAAUUUCGGCCAUAUCCAUGAACCCAGAGUUGUAUCGACACAAGAAAACAUUUUUUCUAUUAUGAUCAAAACUAACUUUUAUUUUAUAAAAUA